AUCCCCCCGCUCGUCACCCCAGCCCCGGCCCUGGAAGCCGAGCUGCGCGGCGGCGGCGGCGACGGAGCCUGGCCUCGGGGCUGGACGCGGUGAGCGGGUCGCUGUCCUCAUACUAGGUGGGCACCACAGGAAGGGUUGAGCCACCCCUCAUGGAAGGGAGAGGACCCUACCGGAUCUACGACCCUGGGGGCAGCGAGCCUCCAGGAGAGGCAUCGGCAGCUUUUGAGCGUCUAGUGGAGGAGAAUUCCCGGCUGAAGGAAAAAAUGCAAGGGAUAAAGAUGUUAGGGGAGCUCCUGGAAGAAUCUCAGAUGGAAGCUUCCAAGCUCCGGCAGAAGGCCGAGGAGCUGGUCAAAGACAGUGAGCCGCCGCCACCGCCGCCUGCUUCCUCCUGGGGCUCCUUCCACCCGCUGGCCAAGCUCACAGGAAAGGAUGGGCAUCUUCCGGCACCUCCUGCCACUCCCACAUGUCCCAGUGACAAGCCAGUGCCAGUCCCCAAACCUCCAUCCAGCGGCACCUCCUCUGAGUUUGAAGUGGUCCCCGCUGAAGAGCCGAGUUCUCCGCUGGAAAGCGGCAGCUACCGCAGGGGCAUGACGCAGGAGCUGGGCCCCCCGCCCCCUGAGGACAGCAACCUGACGCUUCACCUGCAGCGUCUGGAGACCACCCUGAGCGUGUGCGCCGAGGAGCCCGACCACAGCCAGCUCUUCACCCACCUGAGCCGCAUGGCCCUCGAGUUCAACCGGCUGGCCUCCAAGGUGCACAAGAACGAGCAGCGCACGUCCAUCCUGCAGACCCUGUGUGAGCAGCUACGCAAGGAGAAUGAGGCCCUGAAGGCCAAGCUGGACAAGGGCCUGGAGCAGCGGGAUCAGGCUGCUGAGAGGCUGCGGGAAGAAAACAUGGAGCUCAAGAAGUUGUUGAUGAGCAGUGGCAACAAAGAGGGCACCUGUGGGCAGCCUGGCUCCCCAACGGAGGGCGCUGGCAAGAAGGGUGUGGCUGGACAGCAGCAGGCCACCAUGAUGGCAGGUAAGGUCCAUCUCGCGGAGGUGGGGGCCUUGGGUGCCGCUGAGAAGAAAGUGAAGACGCUGGAGCAGCAGCGCAUGGAGCUGCUGGAAGUGAACAAGCAAUGGGACCAGCACUUCCGGUCCAUGAAGCAGCAGUACGAGCAGAAGAUCACUGAGCUACGUCAGAAGCUGGUGGACCUGCAGAAGCAGGUGACCGAGCUGGAGGCGGAGAGGGAACAGAAGCAACGAGACUUUGACCGCAAGCUCCUUCUGGCCAAGUCUAAGAUUGAGAUGGAGGAGACUGACAAGGAGCAGCUGACGGCAGAAGCCAAGGAGCUGCGCCAGAAGGUCAAGUACCUGCAGGACCAGCUGAGCCCACUAACCAGGCAGCGCGAGUACCAGGAAAAGGAAAUCCAGCGACUUAACAGGGCCCUGGAGGAGGCCCUGAACAUCCAGGCCAAACCAUCCUCUCCUCCUGCUGCUUUUGGGAGCCCUGAAGGGGGUGGAGGCCACCUGAGGAGGCAGGAGCUGGUGACCCAGAACGAGCUGCUGAAACAGCAGGUGAAGAUCUUCGAGGAGGACUUCCAGAGGGAGCGCAGUGACCGCGAGCGCAUGAACGAGGAGAAGGAAGAGCUGAAGAAGCAGGUGGAGAAGCUUCAGGCCCAGGUCACCCUGUCCAACACCCAGCUCAAAGCGCUCAAAGACGAGGAGAAGACCCGAGAAGCCCUCGAGCAGCAGAUGAGGAAGGCGAAGGCCCCGGCACAGCGCUACCAUCUGGAGCCCCACCCUGAGCACGUCUGUGGGGCCUACCCAUACGUGUGCCCGCCCAUGCCAGCCAUGAUGCACCACCACGGCUUCGAGGACUGGUCCCAGAUCCGCUACCCCCCAACCCCUAUGGCCAUGGAGCACCCACCUCCCCUCCCGAACUCGCGCCUCUUCCAUCUGCCCGAGUACACUUGGCGUCCACCUUGCGCAGGGAUGCGCAAUCAGGCCUCCCAAGUAAUGGACCCUCCUCCAGCCAGGCCUGUGGAACCAGAGUCUGCAAAAACUGACCAUGAGGUACCUCAGUGAGACCACAUUGUGUUCGUUGGCUCCACCUUCAUCUUGCAGAGCCAGCUGCCCUCGGAUUACCAAGAAGUUAGAGCCAUGUGCCUGCUCUGUGUGGCCAGAGCCACCUCAGCUGGAUGGGAGGCUGGGAUGGGCAGACUGCCCAUAUCCCCAGCCCCUGCCUGUUUACAAGAUGGGGAGAAUCCACCCACGUGGCCUCGCUGGGCUCUUCUGGAUGAGACUGUUCUGUCUCCUGCUAUGACAAAAGGGGGCGCUCGCCCCGCUUUAACCUGCCAUCCUUUGCUCAGGCCACUGGACCCGCAUCUUCGGAGUGAAGUGCAGCUGAGACCCGUUCUUCUCAGAACCUCUGCCGAAAUGGUUCCAGGCCCUCCAGGGGCCACACCCGUCGCGUGUGUGUCUGUAGCUUUUGCUUCAAACUCUGUGGUGGGACACGCCUUGUGCCCCUCCUUCCGUACCCCUCCAUGAGGAGCUGUGGAGAAAGAGGUUUGUCUCUAGACCAGAAGAGAAUGACAAGAUGGGACGCUCUCCACUGCGCCCACGGCAGCUGGGUAAGAGCCAGGCAGCCUGGAAUGAAGGUCAUGCCAGCCACAUCUGCCGAGGGGCCCCAGCAUGAACCUGCCAGGCCCCAAGUUCGGGCCCUCAGACCCCACAACUAGACACUUGUGGGGCCAGGAGCCUGUGUUGAGGUGGCUGUGUGUCUCGGGGCAGCUGUUUGCACGAAUCUUGGACAUAAAUCCAAGUUGAACACCAA
Molecule: messenger RNA, 2817 nt
Organism: Jaculus jaculus (lesser Egyptian jerboa)
Lineage: Eukaryota; Metazoa; Chordata; Mammalia; Rodentia; Dipodidae
Gene: Tnip1
Product: TNFAIP3 interacting protein 1
Exons: 18
Coding region: 150-2069 (639 amino acids)
Biological process (GO): regulation of transcription by RNA polymerase II; cellular response to lipopolysaccharide; negative regulation of canonical NF-kappaB signal transduction
Source: RefSeq, a predicted model, not a curated record